AUGUUAACGCGCUACGGUUUACAUCCAACGGCGCGUGCAGCAUUACGCAGCCACUUUUAUCGCAGUUUUAGUGUUUUGCCAGAUACGAGCAAUAAUGUUGCAGGACAUAGCGUAGGUCAACACAAUGAUGAUAAGUCUACUAAGUUGGUGAAACGUAAAGUGGCCAUUGUAGGCGGCUUCAUGGGCAAAGGUUUUCAUGGGCUACAACUUAAUGACAAUGUAUACACCAUCGAAGACGAGAUCCGACGCGCCAUUUUACAAGCUGGUGCUAUGCGCGAUUCAAAUUUUGAACAUUUGAGCAAGAUUGACUGGGCACGGAGCAGCCGUACAGACAAAGGUGUGCACGCAGGAUGUAUUGUGUUUUCAGGAAAGCUGCUUAUUGAUGAAGAAAACAGAGUUGACCCGGUCUCAGGUCGUGUUCACUGUCUUAAAGAAGCAUUAAAUGCCUCACUACCAGAUAAUAUCCGCGUCUUCUCUUGCACCAGAGUGAAUAAACGCUUUUCUGCGCGUAAGAAUUGCGUGUUACGUGAGUAUGAAUACUUUAUGCCACUCUCGUUUGUCAAAGGUAGUAUUAUCAAAGCUACCAAUGGUGACUUUGACCCAGAUCAAGCUGUCACUGAGUUCUGUCAUGCUCUGCGACGGUAUGAAGGAGUGCACGAUUUUCACAACUUUACCCGCUCCCGGUCGUACUUUUACAAAAUUCAAGCAAAGAAAACUCAGAACGAACGAUUACUGAAUGAGAUCAAAUCACUGGAUGAUGUCAUGGAUGACGAUACUGAGAGUGAAAACUCAGCUGUGGAAGGCAAUUCAGAGGAGAUAAAUCAACUGUCAGAUAUUGAAGGAUACACCCGCAAGCAACUGUUUCGUCAUCGUCGCUCCAUUUACUCAUGCACAGGCAGUGUUGUAUCAAAUUUUGAUAGCGAGCCAUACUUGCGAGUUCGCAUUGUUGGUCAAGCUUUUUUGCUGAAUCAAAUUCGAUGCAUGAUCGGUGCCGCUCUUGCUGUCGCAACAAAAGGGAUGUCCUGGAGCGAGUUCGAUGCUGCUUUAUUGACAAAUCGCAUCGUGCGCGUGCCAAUCGCUCCAGCUGAGGGUCUUGUUCUUUUAAGUAGCUCUUUUGGAGGUAGGCUCCACACUGUAUCGUUGUACAACGACUCAAAUACACCUCUUGCAAAAGAGCGCAUUGGUGUGAUGCAUCGAGUUCUUUUGGAUCACAACGAAGACGAAGAAAUGAAGAACUUUCGAGAAGAAGUGAUUUACAAGCAGGUCGCGCAAAGCUGGAAUAUGGAGAUGGACCGUUGGCGCACUUACCUUGAGCGCUGCUACGAGGCAAAUGAACAUUUGAAUGAAGACGAACUAUGUCAGUUGUUGCACGAGCAAGAUCAAUCCAAGCUCGCGCAUAAACACAAGAAUAAGACUUUUCUUGAGUACAAUCGCGUUAAACUUACCGAAAUCGGGCGUCAGGGCGCGUUGCUACCAAAACAGUUCACUACGAAGCUGUGCAUUCGGUACAACGUGGCACCAGGCAUUUUCACGACGGAUCUGCGCCGCGCUAUCGCACAUCAUUUAAAAGCCGGUAAAAUCCCACACGACGCCGAUGAAGAGCAGAUAAUGGCCUAUAUCGACAGUUGCGGUCCCAAAACGCUUGCCAAGGAGGGUCGCUAUGUGCGUCUAAAUAUUCAAACGUGA
Molecule: messenger RNA, 1686 nt
Organism: Plasmopara halstedii
Lineage: Eukaryota; Oomycota; Peronosporomycetes; Peronosporales; Peronosporaceae
Product: trna pseudouridine(38-40) synthase
Exons: 4
Coding region: 1-1686 (561 amino acids)
Biological process (GO): mRNA pseudouridine synthesis; tRNA pseudouridine synthesis
Cellular component (GO): nucleus
Molecular function (GO): pseudouridine synthase activity; RNA binding
Source: RefSeq, a predicted model, not a curated record